Molecule: messenger RNA, 9414 nt
Organism: Limanda limanda (common dab)
Lineage: Eukaryota; Metazoa; Chordata; Actinopteri; Pleuronectiformes; Pleuronectidae
Gene: frem3
Product: Fras1 related extracellular matrix 3
Exons: 24
Coding region: 1-9414 (3137 amino acids)
Biological process (GO): cell communication
Cellular component (GO): membrane
Source: RefSeq, a predicted model, not a curated record
AUGGCUGGUUGUCUGCAAAGUUCCCAACUUUGUAAAAAGUGGGCAUUUUUGAGAUGCCUGCUUGUGACAUUUUCUUUUAGCUUCUAUUUUGCCGCAGCAAAGGCUGAACCUUUUGAUCCUGCUCACCUAUAUCGCCACAGAUCAGGACCUAAUGAAGACACCAUCAUCAUCGCUAACAACGGGAUCAGGGUGCCUUUUGGGAGGUCUGUAUAUCUAGACCCUGUGAGUGACCUGGUAACAGAAGUGCAGCCCGGCGACCGCUGCCACAUCACAGUUUUGGACAAUGACCCACUGGCCCAGCAACCUGGGAUGCUGACCCCCAAAAAGUUCCCCUGCUCAUUUGGACCAGAUGAGGUGAAGUACACGCAUUUUGGAUCUCGGAGCCCCAGCAAGGACAGAGUGAAGCUGCAGCUGCGUUAUGACUCGCAGACGGACACAGUGAUCAUCCCGUUCAUGCUGGAAGUGGAGGUGGUUUUCCAGCAGCUUGAGAUCCUCACCAGGAAUAUGCCUAUUAAUGUCGAAAAGUUCAACGGUGACAGCAACCCCAUUGACAAAAAGGGUCUGGAGUUUUCCUUUGAGGACGGUGUCACGCAGUGUAAGAUGGCCGCUCUGGUCGGCGCUGGAGGUCUCCCCAGGUAUGGCACUCUUUUGAAUAACCCCAACAACGGCCAAUUGAUUGACUGUGAUGAGUUUGUGAAACAGGGCCUUCGCUACAAGCACACAGCUAAAACAAAGUCACCAAACAGAGACUAUAUUCCAAUGAUGGUGGAGCUGCAGGAUAAUGAUGGCAACACUAUAAUGCAAGAACAUUUCCAAAUGAUGGUUAGAAUCAGAGAGGGUGCAGAGAACAGCGCUCCUAAACCCAGCUUUGUAGCCAUGAUGAUGAUGGAGGUUGAUCAGUUUGUGAUGACAGCUAUUACAAGCGACAUGCUGGCUGCUGAAGAUGUCGAAUCUGACCCUGAUGAUUUAAUCUUCAAUAUUACUUCAUAUCUGAGCCCUGAGCAGGGUUACAUCAUCAGCACAGAUGACCAGAACCUUCCUAUCACCUCCUUCUAUCAGAGAGACAUCAAAGAUCUUAAAAUAGCCUACAAGCCCCCCUCGGAGGACUCGGAGGUGGAAAGGAUUUUCCAGCUUGAGUUUGAAAUUGUUGACACUGAUGGUACCGUGUCUGAUACAUUUGCUUUUAUGAUUGUGGUGAAGCCUAUGAAUACACUGGCUCCUGUAGCAACCAAAAAUACAGGGCAGCUAUUGUUUGAAGGGCAGUCCCGGGCGCUCUCCAGCUCCCAGAAUUUAGAGAUCAGUGAUGAGGACAACCUAGAAGAUGUGAAAAUAACUGUUGUUGAUGGCUUAAAGCACGGAGAGCUGACCGUGCUUGGUAGUCGCAGGAAAUUCUUCACACCCGCCGACCUAAACGCCGGCAUCGUGGUGUACCAGCACGACGGGAGCGACACCUACAGCGACAACAUUAUUUUUAGAAUGACUGAUGGCACUAAUGAAGUGGAGUUUUUGUUCCCUAUCACUAUCGCUCCCACUGAUGAUGAGCCCCCGAUUAUCAAUGCUAACACCGGUGUGGUGCUUUUCAAGAAUGAAGUCAUGCAGAUCUCCCCGUUCAUUCUGAGCGCAUCAGAUAUCGAUUCCGAAGACUCCACCAUUAAGUUUGUCUUGGAGGCUCCUUACUCCACUGUCGGAGAGCUGCUGCUGAGACAAGUCGAGCCUCCAUCUGAUCCAUCUACCUGGAAGUUCAGUGAAACAGAUGAGAUGUUUGAGCAGGUGGUAACUGAGUGGUUUCAGCAGGAUAUUCUUGACGGAAAGCUGUUCUAUCGUCACAUCGGACCCCACAGCACCACCACUGUGAUCGAUCAGUUUGUGUUCAGGGUCCAAGAUGAUAAUGACCCUCCUAAUCAGUCAGGAGAGCACAUGUUCACCAUCAAAAUCCACCCCGUUGAUGACCUCCCUCCAGAGCUUUUCCCAGGCACCACCCUUCACAUUACAGUUCAGGAGUAUGAGCUGACACACUUCAAUAAGAAAUUCUUGUGCUACACUGAUUUGGAUUCAGAUGACAGGGACCUGAAGUAUACUAUCGUCAAGCCCCCAACUGACACAGAUGAGAACAACCCGGCCCCCUUGGGCGAGAUCGUACUGACUGAUAGUCCUGACACUUUAAUUACAGAGUUCACACAGGCCCAGGUAAAUCAUCAUAAAGUAGCUUACAGGCCUCCCGACCAGGAGCUGGGCAUCACUCCAAAAGUGGCUCAGUUCACAUUCAUUGUGGAAGACACAGCAGGUAACAUAGUAGAUGGACUAUUUACCAUUUUCUUGCAGCCUGUUGACAACAAACCACCACUUAUCACCAACACAGGGUUUACUGUUAUGGAAAGAAGUACAUACCUCAUCACUAGGAAGGAGCUGCAUGCCACCGACACAGAUACAGAUGAUGAAAAUAUCGUUUUUACCGUGACCCAGAUUCCUCUGUACGGGCAGCUGCAGUAUUUUGGGAUCGACAUGUCAAACGGUGAAACAUUUGUUCUUGCAGAUAUUGCAAAUAGCCGUCUAGCUUAUAUCCAUGGGGGAGAAGAAUCUGUGAGUGAUCUUAUCAAGCUGGAUGUAAGUGAUGGUUUCCAUGAGGUACCCAUCAUCAUUAAGAUCACCAUCGAGCCUGUGGAUGACGAGUCCCCCACGCUUAUGCUCCCAGCUGGCCUGCUCGGUGCCUCCAUCGAUGUGCUGGAGAAUGGAGCAACAGAAAUUACAAGUAACGUGAUUCAGGGCCGUGACGAAGACACAGAUGACUUCAUGCUUACUUUUAUUGUUGAGGAACCUCCCAGGCUGGGUGAAAUCCUGGUCAACGGUGCACCAGCUGAGAGAUUCACCCAGGGGGACAUCAUUAAUGGUGUGGUGGUGUAUGCUCACACAUCCGGUGAAAUCGGUCCGGUCAGAGAGUACGACUCCUUCAACCUCACUCUAUCUGAUAUGUCCGAUCAGUGGGUCGUUGGCGGCAACAACGUCCAAGGUGUGACAGUAUACGUCACCAUCCUUCCUGUUGACAGCAUUCCACCUAUUGUUAGUGUCAUAGAGCAGUUUGUUGUUGUUGAGGGAGAGAAAAAUGUCAUCACUCUGGACCACAUCCAAGCUGAAGAUAUGGACACAGACAACGACGAUAUCCUGUGCACCAUCAUCGUCCAACCAACAUCUGGUUACGUGGAAAACAUCGCCCCAGCUGCAGGCUCAGAGAAAACCAGAGCAGGGACAGCUAUCACAGCAUUCAGCAUUAAAGAUGUCGCCCAAGGUCAUAUCCACUAUGUCCAAAGCAUCCACAAAGGUGUUGAACCAGUAGAAGAUCGUUUCACCUUUCGUUGUUCAGAUGGUAUUAAUUUCUCUGAACGCCAUUUCUUCCCCAUAGUCAUUAUUCCAGCCAAUGAUGAGAAGCCUGAAAUUUUCAUUCGAGAGUUUGUGGUAAUGGAGGGCAUGAGCCUCGUAAUUGAUACACCAAUUCUGAAUGCGGCCGAUGCUGACAUCCCUGGUGAUGAACUGUCCUUUGAGAUCAUCAAAAACCCACAACAUGGUACAAUAGUUCAGCAGCUCAGCACUGGCACCAUCCCUGUAGAUACAUUCAACUUGGAACAAAUCAAAGAGGCAUCCAACAUUGUCUACGAACAUGAUGACUCUGAGACCAAAGAGGACAGCUUCAAAAUCAGACUCUCAGAUGGGACACACACAGUGGAAAAAACAGUUCUUAUCAUGGUUAUUCCUGUUGACGAUGAGACGCCCAGGAUGGCUAUAAACGACGGCCUUGAAGUGGAGAUCGGAGAGACAAAAGUCAUCAGCAACAGGGUUUUAAAGGCCACAGAUCUCGACUCUGAGGACAAAGACCUCAUGUUUAUUGUGCGGUACGGCCCUGGACAAGGCUACCUCCAACGAAUCAGCAAGUUUGGUGAUGUUUUAGGUAACAUCACACUGGGGAUGAAUUUCACACAGAAUGAACUCGACAAACAGCUCAUUCAAUAUGUACACACCGGCCAGGAGGGAAUCAGAGACCUGUUGAAAUUUGACGUCACAGAUGGAAUCAACCCCCUUAUCGAUCGUUACUUUUACAUCAACAUUGGAAGCAUUGACAUGGUCUUCCCAGAUGUAAUCAACAAAGGCGUGACUCUCAAGGAAGGGGGGAGAGUCACUCUCACCACUGACCUUCUCAGCACCACUGACCUCAACAGUCCUGAUGAAUUUCUCAGCUUUAGCAUCACAAGAGCGCCAAGCAGAGGCCACUUAGAGUGCACCGACCAACCGGGUGUUCCCAUUUCCACCUUCACCCAACUGCAGCUUGCAGGCAACAAGAUCUACUACAUCCACACCUCUGAUGAUGAGAUGAAAAUGGACAGCUUUGAGUUUGAGGUAACAGACGGUUACAAUCCUGUCUUCCGAACCUUCAGAGUGUCCAUCACUGAUGUAGAUAACAAGAAACCUGUCCUGACUAUAAACAGGCUGGUUGUGGAGGAGGGAGAAACCAAACUCGUCACGCCAUUUGAGUUGACGGCCGAGGAUCGGGACACACCCGACAACCAGUUACGCUUCAUAGUCACCCAGUUGCCAGUGCACGGGCAGCUGCUUUUCAACAAAACGCAACCAAUCACAACCUUUACAAAGCAGGACCUGAAUGAGAACCUGAUCAGCUAUAAGCACGACAGCACUGAGACCAACGAAGACAGCUUCUCCUUCACGGUCACAGACGGAACACACACAGAUUUCUACGUCUUUCCUGACACCGUGUACGAAACACGCAAACCCCAGAUGAUGACCAUUUACAUCAACACAGUGGACAAUGGUGUGCCCCAGAUUGUGGUUAAUAAGGCUGCGGCCUCACUGAAGGUCAUGCAAACUGGCCAUGUGGGCUUUGUGAUAACCAGCAAGGCCCUUCGAUCAGAGGACCGCGACAGCGCCAACAGGGUCCUGAAGUACAGUGUGUCUGAGGCGCCUCUGCACGGCUUCAUCAUGAACACUGCCCAGGGCAAUGACAGCAUCAAGACCUUCACACAAGCUGAUAUCAAUGACAUGAAGAUCUGUUACGUGCUGCUGGAUAAGAGCAACGCCACAAGUGAUAUCUUCUACUUCUCGGUUGAAGACAACGGUGGAAACAAACUCAAGCCUCAGCCUUUCCGGCUCAACUGGGCCUGGAUCUCUCUGGAGCAGGAAUACUACCUGGUCGACGAGGACGCCAAAUUCCUGGAGGUGACACUGAAGCGCAGAGGAUACCUGGGGGAAACCUCCUUCGUCAGUAUUGCCACGAAGGAUGGCACCGCCAAGAAGGAUAAGGACUUCCGUGGUAAAGCUCAGAAACAGGUUCAGUUCAACCCUGGUCAGACCACAGCGACCUGGAGGGUGAAGAUCAUCACCGACCAGGAGUUCGAGAUCUCGGAGACCUUCGAGAUACAGCUGUCCGACCCGGUCAUGGCGGUGCUGGAGUUUCCAGACAUUGCCACAGUGGAGAUUGUGGAUCCUGGAGAUGAGUCGACGGUGUUUAUUCCUCAAGCAGAGUACAAGAUUGAGGAGGAUAUUGGGGAGCUGCUGGUACCGGUGAGACGCUCGGGAGACGCCAGCCAGGAACUCAUGGUUGUUUGUUUCACUCAGCAAGCCACGGCCACCGGCACCAUGCCCAGCACUGUCUUGUCCUACUCCGAUUACAUCACGCGGCCCGAGGACCACACCAGCGUGCUGCGGUUCGACAAAGACGAGCGUGAGAAAUCCUGUCGCAUCAUCAUCAUCGACGACUCGCUGUAUGAGGAGGAGGAGAGCUUCAACAUCAGCCUGAGCAUGCCCAUGGGCGGCCAGGUGGGCGCCAGCUUCCCAUCCGCCAGGGUCACCAUCUUGGCAGACAGCGAUGAUGAGCCCUCGCUGUACUUUGGGGAACCAGAGUAUAUUGUGGACGAGAGUUCAGGCUACGUGGAGGUGAAGGUUUGGAGGACAGGGACUGAUCUGUCCAAGACGGCUACUGUCACCGUGCGCUCCAGAAAGAGUGAACCCGUCUCUGCAGAAGCCGGACUCGACUACGUCGGCAUUAGUCGUAACCUGGACUUCGCUCCCGGAGUGACGAUGCAGACGUUCAGAGUGACUAUCCUGGACGAUCUGGGUCAGCCGGAGCUGGAGGGGCCCGAGACCUUUGACCUGGUGUUACGGAUGCCCAUGAAUGCUGUGCUAGGAGAACCAAGCAAGACCACCAUCACCAUCAAUGACAGCGUCACUGACUUGCCGAAGGCUCAGUUUAAAGAGGGCAGCUACAAGGUGGAUGAGUCUGACGGUGAGGUCAAAGCCAUCGUGUACCGCAGUGGAGACAUCAGCCUCGUGUCCACGGUGCGCUGCUACACCCGCCAGGGCUCUGCUCAGGUCAUGAUGGACUACAGUGAGAGGCCCAACACCGAUGCAUCCAUCAUCACCUUCCAAGCAGGUGAGACAGAGAAGCCGUGUGUGGUCAGCCUGAUGGAUGACUCCGUCCACGAGGAGGACGAGGAGUUCCGCCUGGUCCUGGGAUCUCCGAAGAGCAAGUCUCCGUACGGAGCCUCUGUCGGGGAGCAGAAGGAGGCGCUGGUCACAGUCACAGAUGAGAAAGACAAGCCCAUCAUUCGUUUCUCUGAGAUCAAGUACAGUAUUCGUGAACCCCAGGUCAAAGGAGAAAUGGCGAUAGUGAAGAUUCCUAUCCUGCGUAUCGGAGACACAUCCAAGGUCUCAGUAGUGAGAGUGCACACCAAAGACGGCUCUGCGACCUCUGGGGAGGACUACAACCCGCUGUCAGAGGAUGUUGAGUUCAAGGAGGGUGAGAAGGAACACUUUGUGGAGAUCGAGAUCCUCUACGACGGUCAGAGAGAGAUGAGAGAGGCCUUCAUCGUGCAAAUGAAGCCUGACGACAACAUGGUGGCUGAAGUACAGAUGAACAAAGCCAUCGUCUACAUUGAGGAGAUGGACAGUGUAGCAGACGUCACCUUCCCUGCAGUGCCCCAGGUGGUCUCCCUGCUCAUGUACGAUGACACCGUGAAAACCAAAGACAAGCCCCAGCCACAAAACGGAUACCCUGUUGUCUGUGUGACGGCCUGCAACCCUAAGUACAACGACUUUGACAAAACUGGCUCCAUCUGCUCUUCGGAGAACAUCAACGACACCCUCACCCAGUACCGCUGGCUGGUCAGCGCUCCCACCGGGUCCGAUGGCGUGACCAGCCCCAUGAGGGAGGUGGACACCAACACUUUCUUCACCAACACCAAGUCCAUCACCUUGGAUUCAAUCUACUUCCAAGCCGGCUCUAGGGUCCAGUGUGCGGCGAGAGCCUUCAACGCCAACGGAGACGCAGGCCUGGAGCUGUCCAGUCCCAUAGCUGUGAUCAGCAAGGAGGAGGGUAUGUGUCAGCCUCGCAUCCAGGGGACUGUCGGAGCCGAACCUUUUUCUGCUAAGAUCCGUUACACCGGCCCAGACGACCCAGACUUCCCCAACCUCAUCAAACUGACCGUCAACAUGCCUCACAUGGAUGGCAUGUUGCCGGUGAUCUCCACGCGCCCUAUGUCCAACUUCGAGCUCACCCUGAGCCCGGACGGCACACGGGUGGGAAACCACCGCUGCUCCAACCUCCUGGACUUCAAUGAGAUCCAAACGGGCCACGGCUUCAUCACCGACGCCACAAAGAACCCGGAGAUCAUCGGGGAGACUUCACCAUACCAGUACAGCAACGUCAUGCGUUCGGCCAACUCUCUGCGCUUCUACAGGAACCUCAACCUGGAGGCCUGCCUGUGGGAGUUCACCAGCUACUACGACAUGUCCGAGCUCCUGAAUGACUGCGGAGGCUCCAUCGGUACAGAUGGACAGGUGCUGAACCUCGUCCAGUCCUACGUCACCUUGCGUGUCCCACUCUUCGUGUCCUACGUCUUCCACUCUCCCGUGGCUGUGGGGGGGUGGCAGCAUUUCGACCUGCAGUCCGAGCUCAAACUCACCUUCGUGUACGAUACGGCUAUUCUGUGGCAGGACGGCAUCGGCAGCCCUCCUGAGUCUGAGCUGCAAGGAGCCAUGUACCCCACCAGCAUGCGGAUAAAUGAGGAGGGCCGUCUGGUUGUCCACUUCAAGACUGAGGCUCGCUUCAGGGGACAGUUUGUGAUGUCUCAUCCAGGGACCAGCGUGUCCUCCAUGGUGAUGUGCGCCGACCACCCCGGGCUGACGUUCACCCUCGGCCUCGUCAGGACCGAGCCCACCUACAACCAGCCCAUGCAGCAGUGGAGCUUCGUCUCAGACUUUGCUGUGCGAGAUUACUCUGGAACCUACACGGUGAAGAUGACCCCCUGCAUCGCCUCCCCCAACGGAGAGUUCAGCAUCCCGCCUGUCUGCCACCCAAGAGAGCCGCUGACCUUUGACAUGGACAUUCGCUUCCAGCAGGUGAGCGACCCGGUUGCAGCAGAGUUCAGCCUCAACACUCAGAUGUUCCUGUUGUCCAAGAAGGACUUGUGGUUGUCCGAUGGCUCCCUGGGCUUCGGAGAGGGGUCUGAUGCUGCUUUCUCAGACGGCUCCAUGAUCUACGGCCGUGUGAUGGUGGACCCGGUCCAGAAUCUGGGCGACUCGUUCUCCUGCAGCAUCGAGAAGGUUUUCCUCUGCACAGGAGCAGACGGCUACGUUCCCAAAUACAACCCAACCAACAAGGAGUACGGCUGCCUGGCCGACGCUUCAACUCUGCUUUACAGAUUCAAGAUUCUGGACAAGGCCCAGCCAGACACUCAAGCUUCAGCGUUUGGCGAUGUUGCUUUUAAGGCCACACUGGCCCAGGACACAGCUGGAGCUCUGUCUUUGGUCAAACAGCCGGGGUCAGACGGAUUCACGCUGUCGUCAUCUCCACUUUUCCAGGUGGCUGCCGGUCGAGAAUGGUUCAUCCACACUAUCUACACCGUCCGCUCCAAGGAAAACGCCAACCGCAACAUUGGCAAGCGCAGUGUGGAGUACCUCCAUCACAGCGUUUCCUCGGCUGUGCAGCCCCACGCUCGCCACCGCCGCGCCGCCCCGGCUCUCUCUAACCCCGAUGUGGCCCAGGACAUCGGUGUCGACAACAACCGCGGCACCAACAUCCAGCACAUCUCUCUGGACCGGGCGGACCGCAUGGUGGUCAGCCAGCGCCAGCCCUGGUCCCCAAACCGCGACGGUCUCCCGGAGCGCCCCCAGCUGGAGAGCUCUGGUAGGGAGCCGGCCGACACCUCCACCGUGCCCAUGUUGGUGGGGCUCAUCGGCCUGGUCCUGCUCAUCUGCCUCAUCGCCACCGUUGUUAUCCUGCUGCUGCGACGCAAGAGGCGGGAAAAGAGCAGCCAGUUCCCGCCGUACGCCACCUCAACCUCUUCUGCGUACGGGGGUCACAGCCAGGGCCCAGCAGGCAUGUGGAGCAGCUCAGACAGCUCUGAGGUCUAG